Molecule: messenger RNA, 2097 nt
Organism: Cicer arietinum (chickpea)
Lineage: Eukaryota; Viridiplantae; Streptophyta; Magnoliopsida; Fabales; Fabaceae
Product: leucine aminopeptidase
Biological process (GO): proteolysis
Cellular component (GO): cytosol
Molecular function (GO): metallopeptidase activity; zinc ion binding
Source: RefSeq, a predicted model, not a curated record
AAGGAAUCAAAGCAUGAUCAUCAACCUCAAUCAAGUUUAAGAAAAGAUAAUAGCACUAACAAUCUUUUCAUAUUCUCCACUGUCCAUUCCCACUGUUUUAUAGUAUCAUCACACUAUUGAGCAACAACAAAGAAACAAUGGCACCAGUUGAUCCACACUCAUUCACAGACUCAACUCACCCACCAACAACCCACAUUUCCCUCACUCUCUACUUAGAUUUCCAAACCUCAACCAUUCACGCUUCCUCACUUUUCACUCUUCAAAACCCUUACGCUGGUCCCUUCUCACUCGACACUCGUUCCCUCCAAAUCCACUCAAUCAUCGAUCCUCAAUCCCCCAAUAACACCCCAAUCCCUUUUGACCUCUCUCAAACCCCAGACCCAAUCAAAGGUUCCAAACUCACUCUCAAUCUUUCUAAUCACACCUCCUUUCUCAUCAAAUACACCACCUCCCCUUCUUCCUCUGCUCUUCAAUGGCUAUUACCACCUCAAACUUUCAACAAAAAACACUCUUUUGUAUACACUCAGUGUCAAGCCAUUCACGCACGUUCAAUCUUCCCUUGUCAGGAUACACCAGCCGUGAGAAUAUGCUAUUCGGCUCGGCUUAAUAUUCCGGCUGAAUUAACGGCUGUCAUGGCUGCGAGACACGUGGUGCGUCGUUCGCCGUUGGAUGAUGACGAGUCUUUUGGAUUUUCCACUAAAGGUAGGGUUGUGGAGGAGUUUGUUAUGGAACUUCCAAUUCCACCUUACCUGUUUGCAUUUGCGGUUGGUGAAAUUGAUAAUAGGGAAGUGGGACCGAGAACUAGGGUUUAUGCUGAAGCUGUGAAUCAAGUGUUGGAUUCGGCUGCUAAAGAGUUUGAAGGGACUGAGGAUAUGAUAAGGGAAGGGGAGAGAUUGUUUGGAGGUUAUGAAUGGGGGAGAUUUGAUUUGUUGGUAUUACCACCUAGUUUUCCUUAUGGGGGCAUGGAGAAUCCAAGGAUGGUGUUUUUGACACCAACUGUUAUUAAAGGGGAUGCAACUGGUGCACAGGUUGUGGCUCAUGAACUUGCUCAUAGUUGGACUGGGAAUUUGAUUACCAACAAAAACAAUGAACAUUUCUGGCUCAAUGAGGGCUUCACUACGUAUGCAGAACGCAGGAUUGUGGAGGCUGUACAGGGAGAGAAAAGAGCCGCAUUGAAUAUUGGAAUUGGUUGGAGAGGUUUAAAUGAGGAUGUAGAGAGGUUCAAGGACAAUAUGGAGUUGACUAAGCUAAAAAAUAAUCAGGAAGGAGUUGACCCCGAUGAUGCAUAUUCUCAGGUUCCAUAUGAGAAAGGUUUCCAGUUCUUGUUGCGCAUUGAACGUCAGGUUGGGAGACCCGCAUUUGACGAGUUUCUGAAGAAAUACAUUGCCACCUUCAAGUUCAAAUCGAUUGAUACUGAAACGUUCCUUGACUUCCUUAAAACAAACAUCCCUGGCAUAGAGAAUCAGAUUGACCUAGUACUGUGGACAGAAGGUACUGGCAUCCCAUCUGAUGCUUUUGAGCCUGAGUCCAGUGUGUAUCAAAUGAUUGUAUCGCUGGCAAAUGAAUCCGUAAAUGGGAGGAUGCCAAGGGAGGAUGAAGUUGCUGAGUGGCAAGGUCAAGAGUGGGAGCUCUACUUGGAUAACUUGCCGAAGUCCAUUGAAGUUUCUCAGAUCUUAGCCUUGGAUUCACGCUACAAACUAUCUGAAUCAAAAGAUUACGAGGUAAAGGUGUCAUUUCUACAGCUGGCUAUUUCAUGUGGAUGCAAAGCUUACCAUAGUGAAGUGGAGAAAACCUUAAAAGAAGUUGGAAGGAUGAAGUAUCUCCGUCCACUUUACACUGCACUUGUGAAAGGCAGUGGCAGUGAAGAUGACAAAGUGUUUGCUAAAAGACUCUUUUCUGAGGCUCGAGAGUGUUAUCAUCCUAUUGCUCAAGGUGUUGUAGAGGCCAUUUUAGCUAAGUAUAUGUAGAAGGAAUUUUCUCAUAAUGUUUUUCUAUAUUUGAACAUCUGCAAGGGAAUAUUUUUCUUGAGCUACUUCAGUGUGUUUUUUAACAGUUAACGAUAUAAUAAAAUAUGGUUUACUUUUAUUAUUCUGAUUA